Nomia melanderi (Alkali bee) is the source of this 4828-nucleotide messenger RNA. RefSeq lists its product as uncharacterized. NCBI's taxonomy places the organism in Eukaryota, Metazoa, Arthropoda, Insecta, Hymenoptera, Halictidae. The record is from RefSeq and is a predicted model, not a curated record.
CGCGGUCUCGACGUACGAGUGACUGCGAUCAAUUUUAAAACUGUUUUUUAGUAAUAAAAAGAAAAUAAAGAUUCGUAGGUAAUUGAUCUUUUCCGAUAAGGUACUAAAGUAUAAUAGGGUAAAAUUGAGACGGUGCAUACGAGAAGAAUAAUUUUAAGUUUCGUGAAACGAAGCCUCGAUUUUUGGAGAGAGAUAACUGAAAGAAAGGAAAAACGAAAUUAUCUUCUCGUACAUAUCUUCUGAAGAUUUACCGAAUUUUGUAAAUAAAUCAUUUGAAACGUGUCGGAUAUACUUAAAUGUUUAAAACCACAGCUACAAAAUUAGUGUGCCUGAUCGCAGACCCAGGUAUCGUUUAAGAAGAUCAAUAUUCGCUAAUUCGAAUUUUAUACCUUGAUAUGAAUUUACGUUGGAUAUAACGUUGUAAAACGAUUUUCGCUAAUAAUCAAAAUCACGCUACACACAUAAAUUACUGUACUUUUCUAAGAACGAAAUCGUACAUUGUAUAGUUAAUGAUUAUUGUUUCUAAAGGUAUUGAACUUUGUGUAUGGUCUGCGAUUGAAAUAAACGGAAAAAAAAAGAAAAUAACGCGCUGUUCAACAAAGAACGAAUCGUUCCCUUUAUCGAUGCAGGUUAAUGUUUGGAUUGGUCAGUGCAAUAUCAUCUUGAUUACGUUCUCAAUCAGCAUAAGGCAUCUUGGUUCAGGCGUCGGAUCAUUUCUUCCUAGAUCGGAUAUUGUUUUGUGACUGUAAAAGUUCCCAUUUAGUUAAUGUUAGAACGAAGAGAAGAUUUUAAAUUGCCGUUGAAGAACGAAGAAUCGAGAACAUCAAUCAAUCAUUUGAAGACAUGGAAAAGAAACGAGGAAACCUUCAAAUCGAUCGCAAACGAAUGUGAUCAAUGUGCAAACAUCGUACCGACCGAGAAAGUACCGGACAGUUCGAGAAGACAAUAUUCAUGUACGCAAGGAUCGACGUAAAACUUACUCAUAGUAGCCAGUAUGAAUGUAUCUAUAUUGUAGAGAGAGAAAAACGGUACCUUCGAGAUUUUCUUUCUACCCCUAUCCAUAUAUUGUAGAAAAAGAAUGAACAUAACAUAUAUAUCUUCAAAUAUGAAAAAAAAAAGAGAUGGAAAGUUACCGAUUUUUCGCAGAGAGUGUCAUAAAGAAUACAGUGUACCUCUGGCCGAAUAUAUUUUUCAUGGAAAGUGCAACGUUUCUACGUGUUUCCCAAUGUUAGCGACCACGUGCUUCGCGGCACGUGACUUUUACCACCUGAUUUUCUCAUUCGAAACGUUAAAAAACUUAUUACCUGGCGAUUACGCUGUUUUGAGAAUAGCACAGUACAAAUUGACGUGACUCCAACGAAGUCGUGUAAGAAAAAAAAAACAUUCGUCUCUCGAACAAUCAAAUUGCAUAUUUCUGUGUAAACAAUAGCGAAUAAAGAUACUUGAAUACUCGUGCUCUGUAUUCUGUUGUACAAAAAUGAGACAAGUGUGGUUAAUUACGUAACACGAGAACCACUUUGAUCCUAUUACAGACGCUUCCUGAGGACAAUUGAGAGUAUGACUGCCAGGUGUUAUCGCAGAUGGGGAUAAUUAAGUGACCUAACGACUCAGUUAACCGAAAUUCGUUCUAUCGACGCCUAUUCGGCAAAACAGCGUAGUCGUUCGAUCAUUCUAGAUGAUAAAAUUAGGUGUGUAGACGCGAGUAUGCGAAACACUCAACGUUCGACGUUUGCAGCGAUAGAUUAUUUUUCGAUGUCUAGCUCCGAUGUUUGGUAUCAGUAGCGAACAUAUGUGCAGCCGGAUUUAAGAAGUAAAAGCGGCUGUUUGGACACAUGUUCUGCAUUACAAUGAUGUCACGUGUCGACGAUCGUCUGGAGCACUUCAUUGUAAGGGAAGAGGAAUCGGCCGACGAAUCCUUUCGCUUGUCGAGUGACCGUUCCGAUCAUUGAUACGAAGCUACCCGUGCCAUCGGCGAUUCUUCUUCCCCGAUUUUACAUAACGUGAACGUAAACACACAAUAUGGCCGCUGGCGAAUUCUACCGCUUACAUCAGCGCUAUCCACACGAGGGCUAGCGUGCUCUUUGCGGUUCUCCCACUCCUGAAUCAUUAGAGAAACCACGCGACGUUAACGCUAGAACUAUCGAGCAGUCAAAUUGGUUUUCAAAUUUUUUUAUGGGAACUCUAAGACUACAGUUAUAGAGAUUUUAAUUGAAUGAUGUCUUUUAACUGCUAUCUUUUCGAUGAUUGUAAAAGAAUAAAUCAUGAAUCAUUUUUGCCCAUUCGGUAGCUCUAGUGUUAAGGAUCUACGAAGCGUAGCACCUUGGACAUCAAAGGUCACAGAUUUAAUUAUACUAUCUCUGAUCGAAAGUAUUAAUAUUUGAAAAUUACAAAAACUAUGUAAACAACCUGGCAAAUUAUUACUUUAAUACUUGAACUAAUGGCAACAGUAGCUAUUAAAAACUUUCUUUAACUAAUUCGUUAAAUUAGUUUUCUUCCACUUAUUUUAUUCUAUUUUCCUGUCAUUAAUUAAAACUACUACGUAAAUAAUUGUUACAAUAGAUAUUUUGUUUAUUUAAUAAAAUAUUCUCACCAGAGAUAGUAUCCCGUCUUUCGAAAGAAGAGACCUGCGGUGUAAAGGUCGAAUUAUUUAUCUGCCCCACUUGAAUGAAGCAAAUGUCAAACUUAGAAUGACUAGAGUGGGGUGGACUGUCGCACUGUUGUGGUCGUUAACAUAUUGCCUAGCAAAACAGAUAACAGGAAAAUUUCAGUGGAUGAUUUUGAAGAAUCAGUAAGAUAGAAAGAAAAACGGACGUGCAUGUUUGCGCGAGAUAACGAAAGAUAUAUAAGCAGUAAAAGAAGAGUAUCAGUUCUUCCUAAUUUCUUUGUAAAAUCAUUCACUUCAGUCUGUCUGAUUAUACUCCCGGUCUUUUCCUUCGAAAAACAAACACGAUAACGCGUACACCGACGAGGACACCGAUGCGCAAGGAUACAAUAAAUAAGGAAUGGGAAUUGACAGUAUGAGAGUCGGAGGAGGCCGAUGUCCUCCCCUCCUUGUCGGAGGACUUCUUGUCACUUGUUUAAUGUUAAUUUGCAGCUGGUGGACUUUAUCUUCUGAAAAUAUUGAACUAGUUAGGCAAAUUGAUGAAUUGAAUGAACAACUUAAGAUCAGUGCUGAAGAAAGAGAUCAGUGUGUCACGUUACGUGGAAAUUUGGAAAAAAGGUAUAAGCACACAGAAAAAGAGGUGGAGUCACUUCAUGUACUUUUGGAACAACAAACAUAUUUGAAGAAGAAAAAUGACGAAUUGGAGGAGACUUCUAAUACAUGCAAAACUAAAUUAGAUUCUUUACAUUCAACAUUAGAAACAUUGAAAUCAGAGAAAGAUAAUUUUAAUACACAGUUAGAUGAAAAACGGGAUGAAAAUAAGAAGUUACAAGAAGAAAUAGAUCAGUUGAAGGAUGAACUUGAUAAAGUUAAACUUACAUGUAGCAAACCGUCUGAGAAGAAUUCCGAAUUCACUCAACAGUCUACAAGAACAGCCAAUAACAAGACUCAAUUGGGUUCUGUUCCGGAGUCGGCUGUAAGAGUAUCUGUAGCUGGUCAGCGUGGUUUGAAGUACCAUGGAAUUCCAAUUCUUCCAAGAGAUCCACCUGGCGCUGUGCGCCUAAGUCCUCGCCUCUCAGUUACAAUGCUGAAAGCUGAAGCAAGUCCGAAACAAGAAAACAAAGAUGAUACGGCACAGAACAAUGUGGAUGCAGCAGAAGUAGAAGAGCAAGACAAUAGUAGACAAGAAAAUGUGGGAACUACAGAUGACAAUAUAGUAGAAAGUCAGAGGGAUCAACAAAUGAUAGCGUCAGCCAGUGGAACUAAUAAAUAAUACAAAGGACUUCGUACAAUAGUUAAAAGAUAUCUUUUAAACAUGAUAGAUUUAUAAUUUUUUAUAAUUAUUCGUAAAAAUUUAUAAAUAAUAAUACAAAAAGUUCAUUAAAAUAUUGUCUAUGUUUUAAUGCAUUUAUAUGAAAAUAUUUUUGUCACUUCAGCUGAAAUAUUUGUGCAAUUACAUAAUAUAACACAAUUUACUAUAUUAAGUGCCAAUAUAUUCUUUUUACAAUAUACAAAAAUUAUAUGUAUAUACCAAGUUUAUUUAAGGAACGAUUCUCUAUUUUAUGAUAUAAUGCAAAUUUUGAUCAGAAUUAAUGUAAUUAUUAUUGUAACUGGUUUAAAAAUUUUUUAAAUUACAUAAGUUAAGGUCAAAAAGCAUAUUCUUAAUAAAAUUAUAAUUAUAAUCGUGAAUUCAGUUCUGAUUCAGAUACAUAGUGGAAGAAAUAUGUAAAAAUGAAUGAUCCAAAAUAAAUUUUAAAAUUUAUGCUCAUGUGUAAUUGUAAAAUAUUAACAACUAUGAUCCUAGAUUAGGAUAAUGUAUUUUGAAUACUUUUGCAAUUUACAUUUUGAUAUUUUCAAUUGGCAUGUCACAUUUACAAUUUAUGUACGACAUUAAUUUUAGAUAAAUUUAUUCCGAUCGUAUUAAAUUUAUUGCUCAAUGUGAAAAUGAGCUAACGUGUUCUGUGCGUUUUUAAAAAUCUUUUGUUCGAUUAGAAAAUUCUUUCUAACAGUACAUUACGAACUUAUAGUCUGUGUAAUAUAUUAUCGUAUUGUCAUCGUAACAUGUGUUUUUCCUGUAUUUAUUUUAUACACAAUCAAUUUUAACUUGCUGUAUUGUUUGUAUAUUUCUAACAAUAACAUGCAUAUAUCUAAUUCAAUUGUUAAGCAAUACAUUUUACAUAGUAUCCUAACAAAACAGUUAUACAAAUUGCUCUUUCACAUUUACAU